Micromonas commoda is the source of this 975-nucleotide messenger RNA. RefSeq lists its product with no specific name. Gene Ontology annotation, biological process: biotin biosynthetic process. Bases 1 to 975 code for a protein of 324 amino acids. The transcript has 2 exons. Gene Ontology annotation, cellular component: mitochondrion. Gene Ontology annotation, molecular function: 2 iron, 2 sulfur cluster binding; biotin synthase activity. The record is from RefSeq and is a predicted model, not a curated record. Lineage: Eukaryota; Viridiplantae; Chlorophyta; Mamiellophyceae; Mamiellales; Mamiellaceae.
AUGGGCGUCGUGCGCCACGACUGGACCAACGAGGAGGUCGAGGCGCUGUACAACCGCCCUCUGCUCGACCUGGUGUACGAUGCGGCGUCCGUGCACCGCGCGAACCACGACCCGAGGCAGGUCCAGCAGUGCACGCUGCUCUCCAUCAAGACCGGCGGGUGCCCCGAGACGUGCAACUACUGCGCGCAGUCCUCGUCGUGGAAGGAGGACACGGGACUCAAAGCCGAGAAGCUCAUGGGCGCCGACGACGUGUUGGCCGCGGCGCGACGCGCGAAGGAGGCGGGAUCCACCAGGUUCUGCAUGGGCACCGCGUGGCGCGGGCCGAGCCAGGUGGGCAAAGGCCAAUUCGAGCGAGUCCUCGGGAUGGUGAGCGAGGUCCGAGACAUGGGGAUGGAGGUGUGCGCCACGCUGGGGAUGCUCAACCACGAACAGGCGCGGCAGCUGCGCGAGGCGGGGCUCACCGCGUACAACCACAACGUGGACACCUCCCCGGAGUUCUACCCCAAGGUUACCACCUCGCGCAACUACGAAGAUCGUCUCAACACCAUCGCCGCCGUGAGGGAGGCGGGCAUCAGCGUGUGCUGCGGAGGGAUCCUGGGUCUCGGCGAGGAGGAGAAGGACCGCGCCAGCAUGCUCCGCGUCCUGGCGAACCUCCCGGAGCACCCCGAGAGCGUCCCGAUCAACGCCUUGGUCCCCGUGAAGGGAACCCCGCUCGAGAAGCUGGAGCCGCCGUCUGGCUUGGAGAUGGUACGCGCCAUCGCGGUGGCCAGGAUCGUGAUGCCCAGGACGGUGGUGAGGCUCAGCGCCGGGCGCAUCAACAUGUCCGCCGCCGACCAGGCCCUGGCGUUCCUCGCGGGCGCGAACAGCGUGUUCACCGGAGAUAAGCUGCUGACCACGCCCAACAACGAGUCCAACGAGGAUAGCAAGAUGUUCGAGGAGCUGGGCCUGCGCACCGCGCCCCGGGGUUUCAUUUAG